UAAACACGGGCUUUUCGCACACUAACCUGAGAUGUUUUAACAGAAAUAUUUUAGGUUGAACUUUCAACCUCCUAAGAAAUUGGAUAUUGAAUUAAUAUGUAGCCUGCAGCUCCACACCUAGUUUUCACUUUAAAUCAUUACAGACAUGCUGAGUUGUAGCAAUUCAUAGACAACUUGAAGCAUAUGAAGAGGAAGAAACCUCUCUUCUUAGAAUCAUAGAAUCACAGGGCUGGAAGGAACCUUGGAGAUCUUCUUGUCCAACCCUCUGCCCAAGGCAAGAGACAUUCCAUUCUGGACUGUCCAGUUUUCCUGAAGACAUCCAGCAAUGCGGCACUCCAAAUCCAGGAGAUAAAAUCCUGAUACCACCAUGGGAAAACAGAACAGCAAGUUACGCCCAGAAGUGAUGCAAGAUUUGCUAGAAAGCACAGACUUUACUGAACAUGAGAUCCAGGAAUGGUACAAAGGCUUUCUCAGAGACUGUCCAAGUGGACAUUUGUCCAUGGAGGAAUUUAAGAAAAUCUAUGGGAAUUUUUUUCCUUAUGGGGACGCUUCUAAAUUUGCUGAACAUGUGUUCCGUACAUUUGAUGCAAAUGGCGAUGGAACAAUAGAUUUCAGAGAAUUUAUCAUAGCUUUGAGUGUAACGUCCCGAGGGAAACUGGAGCAAAAGCUGAAGUGGGCAUUCAGUAUGUAUGACCUGGACGGAAAUGGAUACAUCAGCAAAGCAGAAAUGUUAGAAAUAGUCCAGGCAAUCUACAAGAUGGUUUCUUCAGUUAUGAAGAUGCCAGAAGAUGAAUCAACGCCAGAGAAAAGAACUGAAAAAAUCUUCCGCCAGAUGGAUACCAACAGAGAUGGAAAACUUUCUCUGGAAGAGUUCAUUCGAGGAGCCAAAAGUGACCCAUCUAUUGUCCGUCUCCUUCAAUGUGACCCCAGCAGUGCUGGACAGUUUUAAAACUGAUGAUUGUAUUACUUUGUGUCUUUCUGGUUUGUUUCUUUUGUCUCAUAUAUCUCUUUCCAGAACAACAUUCAUGGGUGAUGUUGCCUUUUUAAGGUUACCUUUACCUUCUUUUGUGGCAUUGUCUGCUUUCCUCAUGGACAGCCAUGAAGAAGUUGUGCUUACACUCUCUCUAAAAUGCAUUCUGGAUUACAGAGAGUGCAAUUGUCACAACUGUGUCCUUUUUCAAAUUGUAAUUAUCUGUGGCCUGUGUAUUACUGAAUAUGAAUAGGACUUAUUUCCUAAUUGGGUUAUGCCUUAAGUUGUGUCUAGUUUGCCAAUUCUAAGCUGGUUCCAAAACUUUGUAGGAUCUGAGGCACAUGUGGAGAAGACUGAAGUCAGCCAAUAACUACCAUCAAUCAAUCAAAUCUUUAUUAUGGUCAAAGACCAGCAUAAGGAGGAUGGGGUACAGUCAAUUAAAAAGCAUAGAAAAUAUAUCAAGUGAUUAUAAAAAAAACCCCAAAAGGUAUAAAACAAAGUAUAUAUAAAAACAGAAGUUUAAAAGAAAUCUAACAGGAGGGGUAGAAGUAUCAGAUGGGUGUAGGGGAGCAUGAAGAUUCGCAUGUGGCAAACUAAAUCUAUCACAGUACAGAGCGUUCUUGUAUGACGAGCUAAAUGCUCAUUAUUAUUAGUUUAUGGAACAUCUGAUGAACAUUUAGCACUGCUGCACAGAACCUGGCAAUAUUCUAUGUGAUAGCAAGGUUAGGGAUAGAUUUGUCCUGUGCACUCUGGGUAUAUAUGCAGUAGUGGAGAGAUAAGGCUAAUAUGAAUGUCUCUGCAAAAGAGGCAGUGGACAAGUGCAUGUCUAGAAGCACAUGGGAGUACCUGUUGGAUUCACUGGCAGUAAAAUUGGGGACUUGGCUAGAGCCAAAUGCUGUUCCGUGUCUGUUACAUUCCAUUUAAUGAAUGUCUUGGCCCCAAUAGCUACCAUGUACCUUCCAAUAUUGGGGAAUGCCAAACAAGAUUUUUUUUAUAUCAUUCUAGUGAAUAAAGAGGCCAGUGAUCUUGGGGAGCUUAAUGCAUUUGCCAGGGAGAAUGUUUAUAUGAGAUCUAGGAUUAAGACUCCUUAUAUACAAAUUUCUAUUACUAUGUCUAAUACAAGUUAGACAUACAGUAGGUUGUUGUUAUUCACUACACAUUUUCCUUAAAGGUAUUCAAAAACUACCUUAUGCUAUGACUUAGGGUUAAAUUCGUAGCUGCGAGAAGUACAUGAAGAGCCAGUUUGGUCUACUGGCUAAGGUGCUAGUUUAGAAGCUGAGAUAAUUUGAGUUCUAGUUUUGCCUUAGACAUGGAAGCCAGCUGGCUGACUCUGGACCAGUCUCUCUCACACUUAGAAAGCAUUGGCAGGCUAUUUCCAAAAAUGUUGCCAAGACUUAUCUCUGCAGUCAUCAGGAAUCAAGGUUAUUUCAAUGGACCAUAACAGCAACAGAAGGACUACUACUGGUACUGAAGAAAUCAAUGCAAAUCUUUUUUUCCAAUACAGAAGCCAAGAUGGUAAAUUAAAUAUAUGCAUUCAUUUUAAGAAAUCCUUAGUGAUCAGUAUAUGAGGUAUGAAAUUCCUUUUCUAAAUGAUGGUGGGUUCAAUCCUCUAGUCUGAAUGUUACCACAAAGGGACCAAUGGCACCAUGGAGCUAAAUUUAAAUAACACAUAAUUAAUGUUUUGUCUGCAAAGCUGUGAGCUAUAAUAGAAUUAACGAUAAGGAAUAAUUAACACUAGCUUGUGCUGUAUCCUUCAGAGAUGCUAUAGAGUUUGUAAAAUUAUAGAAAAUGUUGGGUUUGUACAAAUCAUAUAAAUAUUUCCGCUAUUUUUAAAAAAACAGAUUCUACAAAUGAAAUUUCUUAUCCUUAACAGAGAUUCAUUUGGAGAAAGGGUAGAGGAGAAUUUUAUUUAUCAUUAUCUUGAUGAUCAUUUAGCAUCUUGAAUCAGGAAGAGUAAUUGUGCAAAUUGAGAACUGAGCUGAAGAAAAAUUGAGCUAAAUAUUGGGAGUAAUGCAUGCCAUGGUAAGGGAGAAUGAAGACAUUUUUUUUUUUUUAAUCUGGAAGGCCUCCGGGAAAUGACAGGAUUUGAUGACAAACAUUAGAAUAUUGUACUUGCCUAUUACAAAGCCUUAUUUUGUUUGUACUUAGUUGAGGAGAAUCAGUAGUUCCAAUAUAAUUGAAAACAUAUUUUCUAAGCAUGUAACUUUACUAAGACAGAUUUGUAGAGUAGGAAUCAGCAGGCAGGAAAGACAGGGUUAUACAUAAUCUUUUUCCUCUUCUACUGCCACACCAAAGCCAUUUCCCUCUUCAGCUUCACUCUUGAAGCUUGGCUUUUAGAAAAACAAUAGAAAUGGGAAAUGGGGCAUUGUUCCAGGGAAGAAUUGGAGAUCUGGAAGUACAUGCAAAAAGGAGAAUCAGCUGGCAGGGAAGACAUCCAUAUCUUUAACCAUUUAUGCACCAGCCAGGGUUUCUCUUCAGAUUAUCUUGCCAAGGCAAUUUCCUCCAUCAUCAAUGAUUUUGGGAGUCUCACUGGCAUGAAAAGAUACAUAUUGCAAUGGAGAAUUGGAAGGGGCUAACGUUGUUGCACUGCGAUCCCAUUUCUUACAAAAUACUAGCAUUUGCUUUGUAACAUGUAGUUUUGCCCCAAUUCAAAUGGAAAGGGUCUGAGGAAAUUACAUGAUUUAAGCACUUGGCACCAAAGGAGGAGAUUGACAGGACUGCAUUUCUGGAGGGGUGGGGGGGGGGAAUUCUCUCAAAGUAGAUUCCCCACCUCAAUAAUUUUCAUACCCCAGAAGUAACUUGUAAACAGCCAGUAUUUCUUCCAAAUUCAUCAUGCUCACUAUGUGAUGGCACUUUUGCAAAAGGGCAGAUCUGAGCUGCACUUCCAAAGACGUAAAAUAUAGGACCCAUGUAGGUCUUAAUUAAAAUACAGGAUACUAUUUGCAAUGUAUUUAUACAUAUAUCCAUAUGCGCAUGCGUGCGCACACACACACACAGAUACACACCUGCACGCACACACACACAUACACAUAAUGGAUUUUUUUUUAAUGUUUCGUGAUUUUUGUCCAAAGGUAACUGUUUUAUUAUAUAGUUACCUUUCCCUCCAGCUCCUUGAAAUCCCUUCUAAAAAAACUUUAGCUAUGUGGAAGAUAAAUGGAUGGACACAAUGGAGUUUAUAAACAUUUUGGAACUCUUCCCAAAGCAACUGUCUGGUUUCAUGAUUUGUUAGACAGCAGCUUCAGUUCAGAACUAGGGAAUAAGCUGGUUAAGGGGGCUGUUUGUAUCUUGAAAUGCACCAGGGUUGCUUGACAUGUAAGAGAAGAAUCGUAGAUGAAAGGGAAUACCUUAUUGGCAUAGUUAAGUGGGAAUGGAGGCAGUGUUUGUAAAUAACAAUAGGUCCUUUCUACCUAAAUUGUUAAAUUUGUUUCAAUAAGGAAACUGCUUGUGGAAAAAAAAUCAACCAAGGUGUUGAUUGUGAGAUAAGUAGCACUAUUUAUGGUAAGAAGGAUUCCUUUUUAAAUAUUUAUUUAGGUUUUACUUCAUUAUUUUAUAAAUUCCACCCAAAAAGAAAGUUGGAUAAAUCCUCUCCUGAGCAUUUAACUCAGGGUUGGCUGAAGGUUAGAUUUGAGUCCUUGUUUUUUUUUUUUAAUUGCUUCUUUUUGGCCUCUAAAAACCAUAAGAGAUGUAGCAAUCAUGACCUUGGAAGAGUCAGAGCUGAAACUUGUUAGAAUUUUUGUCUUUUAGGAGGUUUUUGAAGGGUUCAUGAAGAGAUAUGUAAAGUUUAUCCCUAAAGAGUUGAAGAAUCAUGCUUCUGAAUUUUAUUUUGUGACUACUAAAAUUGGAUUUACAAUAAAAAAUGAGGGAGGGGACAGGGAAAAUAUAUAUGAUCUCUAAGUUGUGAAUUUACAGAGCUGAGCAUCAAUUUGUUUGUUCCAUGCCCAAGUGUUGCAAUGAAGAAUUACACUCUGCAAAAUGCUUUGUACUGAUACGAGGCAGUGUGUUAUUUUUCUUCUAAAAAUAAAAAGCCAGAGCCCAGCAACAUUUUUGAUUUUUAAGAGUACUGGGCACCUAACAAAUUUAUGCUUGAUAUUUUUAUUGAAAUAGUGGACAUAAUGUUGGCAAGGUAAAACUGUAUAUAAAACAGACAGUAAAUGGUUUGCAUUUUCACCAAUCCACCUGAUUACAGUAUUUAAUAUAGUAGUUCCACUGUAUUAAAAGUUAGGAUGGAACUUAGCCAUUCUUUAAUGAUGAGUUUCAGAAGCCCAUCAUUGUAAAUUUAAAGCAUUUCUGACUAAAUUUCUAAAAUAGUUUGCUUUAUGAAGUAACGGGUGUUCAUAAGAUUGCGUAAGAGUAUUUUAAAUCAUUUGUUUCAACAGUUGAUUUCAAAAUAAAAAAAUAAAUCUA
Messenger RNA from Crotalus tigris (Tiger rattlesnake), 5374 nucleotides. It is a transcript of the gene NCALD, whose product is annotated as neurocalcin delta. NCBI's taxonomy places the organism in Eukaryota, Metazoa, Chordata, Lepidosauria, Squamata, Viperidae. The coding region runs from base 368 to 949 and encodes 193 amino acids. Gene Ontology annotation, molecular function: calcium ion binding; tubulin binding; actin binding. The transcript is spliced from 4 exons. Gene Ontology annotation, biological process: calcium-mediated signaling. Gene Ontology annotation, cellular component: cytosol. The record is from RefSeq and is a predicted model, not a curated record.